This is a messenger RNA of Fusarium coffeatum, 1467 nucleotides long. RefSeq lists its product as uncharacterized. Bases 1 to 1467 code for a protein of 488 amino acids. NCBI's taxonomy places the organism in Eukaryota, Fungi, Ascomycota, Sordariomycetes, Hypocreales, Nectriaceae. The record is from RefSeq and is a predicted model, not a curated record. Gene Ontology annotation, biological process: siderophore biosynthetic process. The transcript has a single exon.
AUGGCGCCUCAAAUUAUUCGCCUGCCUGACGGUCAGACCUUUACUGUUACACCUGUUUUUGCAGGUCUUGGUUUCAAAAGCCAUGAGCUUAAUACCCAUCAUAAUGCUUUUCCCGUUGGGUGGACUGUUGUUUUGAAUACAGAGACGGAUUGCGCUUCUGACGAUGAUAGCGCUGAGGAAAGCGAAAAUGGCGCCGCGUUGGAUGGCACGAAGCGACAUAUUCACUCGUUCAAGAAACCGACCCUACAAGGCGACAACCUCUUCAUCUCGUCAAUCGCGAACCCUUCCAACUCCGAGUUCAAACCCGCUGCGAGUCCCACACGCCAAAUCGCCAUGAUGCUGUGGAUUACGCUGUACUGGUACUUUCACCAACCCGAGCCCGAACCUCAGAUGUCUGCGCAAGCAGCGGAGAAGACACCACAGGCCGGCAAGCCGAGGGGUGAAUGGAAGAUUAAUAUCAAGAGGGAUGGAGUUCUGCGAGGGCGCAAUCUUAUUCCGAAGCUUGAGCGCAUGGGACUUAUCACCUCUGGCCGAAGCGCUGUUGGAACGAGUUUGGAUGAUAAUGGGGAUGAUUGGUCGCAUAUGUUUGUGUCAAAGAGGAUGUUUUGGCAAAUUCCUGGACGAUUGUUCUUGUUUUCUCUUCAGCCGAACAGAACUGGUGGAGCAUAUGAUUCGAUGCCUGGAUCGCCAAUUGGGAGUCGACCGACCUCGCCUUUACCGAUGGAACCGUCAUCGCCGUUCCAUAAGACGUUCCAGCGCCAUUCACCACAUUCAUCACUCAAUCGCAUUGAUCAUGACCUUCCUGGUGGACCUACGCCGACUUCAAUGUCAACACCGCCAAGUUUCCCUAUUGGACCUUUCUUUUCCAGCUCACACCUUCCGACUUAUUACCCUCCUCCCCCUCUUCAGUAUAUCUUUACGAAUAAUAUCCGACAUCCUAUUCGACCGAAGCCGCCAAGAAUGGGAGAAGUAUUUUAUACUCGAUUUGUGCCGAGUGUUAACCAGUACCUUUCGUUCCGAGUGGCGUCCAUCUCACCAAACCCGGUACCCUACUUGGGCCCAGUUGGACCGCAGCCACCAGAGCAGUCUCACCUGUCCAGCAUGAACGACACGUCUCUGCUGCAGAUGUGGAUGAAGAAACCUCGCGUUAGCGAAUUCUGGGGCGAGUACGAAGACAAGUUCCUCACCAACGCCCUCAACCAACCGAACUGCUUCCCUGUUAUUGGACUCUGGGAUGGUGUGCCGUUUGGAUACUUCGAAGUCUACUGGGUAAAGGAGGAUAUUCUCGGUAAACAUAUUGGCAGCGAUGCAGAUGAUUGGGAUCGAGGCAUCCAUGUGUUCAUUGGAGAAGAGUGGGCAAGAGGACGUGUUCCGAUCUGGCUGACCGGGCUUGUUCACUGGUGUUUGACGUCGGAUUACAGAACAAUGAGUGUGUGUCUUGAACCGAGGGUAGACAAUGCGAGGUGA